Metarhizium album ARSEF 1941 is the source of this 1989-nucleotide messenger RNA. Its product is annotated as increased rDNA silencing protein. NCBI's taxonomy places the organism in Eukaryota, Fungi, Ascomycota, Sordariomycetes, Hypocreales, Clavicipitaceae. Gene Ontology annotation, molecular function: protein binding. Bases 1 to 1989 code for a protein of 662 amino acids. The record is from RefSeq and is a predicted model, not a curated record. The transcript has a single exon.
AUGAAUCCCGCCGCGGCGUCUCGCCGGCCUGGUUCUCAGGACGAUGCUACGACCGCCUUGAGAGGCGCCUCGCUUGCGUUUCGGCGAAGCCCAGCAGCGGGAGCUACGCCGACGCCGACGCCGCUGCCGCUGCCGCUGCCGCUGCCGCAUCACAAGAAGGAUGGUCUGUCGACGAGUCCGCUUGGAGGAGCUCCGAAUCCACUCCAUCAAUUGAACGGUGGCUCGGCGGCACAGCUGCAGCCGAUGGCAUCUGCACGGCGCCUGGAUCCGAAAAGCCCGAGUUUUAUAGCCGCCACCCUGGCCGCCAGCAGGAGCAUCAGCCCGAGUCCCUUGGCGACAGCACCGCGGAGGAAGACCAGCUUUGGGGCGGCGAGCGCAACGGGGAACCCGGACGCUGUUGAUACGGAGAGCAUCGCUCCCACGGGGCACUUGAUAUCCAUGUUUGAAGGCGCCAAGGCGGACACGGAAACGACGAGGGAACCAGCGCGGCGUCGGACAUCGCCCCGUGAAGGAUUGGAACAUGGUACGCGGCGGGAAUCUCUCCUAGCGAAGAAGGGAAUGCCGGCUUCGUCGCCCGAACCAAAGAGCGGCCAUGUGCGGCCACCUACGCCUCCACGGCGCGUACACGAACCUCGUUCGAGCUCCAUGCCGCUGAAACAACCGCCGACUGUCACUCCUAGAAGCUCUGGAAAGAUAUCCGCUAUGCCAAUGCCCAAGCCCAAGCCGAAGCCGCCGCAGCAACCGAACUUUGGGCCAAACUCUCCUCCCAAGCUUGAGGAGCCUCACUCGUCUCCUCCAGCUGCUGCGCCAAGGUCACGGCAGUCUGGGAUCUUGCCGCCGCCCCCGAGACUUGUUGUCAAGCCGGCGCCCGAACCUCUGAGGAUACGACCUCCAAGUUCCCCUUCGGUAAUCAGCACGUCCACGCCCGAGGUUCUCUCCCCCAAGCCGAUGAGGUUGAUCACACCCACGCUGGCAUCACCUGUGUUGAGCAUCCCCGACGCGUCCCGUCAGGCUGACUCCUCGCCCUCGCCUGACCCCGACAAGGGCACCCGACCCGCAAACAUGCGGUCGCCAAUGCCCCCAAAGUUACCGGGGAGCCACAGGUUGGUGACGAGCAAAUCCGGAAGCCGAGGUCGGCGUCGUGGGAACUCAGAGACCCCUUUGUCCGCCAGGCCUCUCACGGAGUUCGGCCUGCCAAUUGUCUCGCCUCCCCCCCGACAACAACCCGUUCGCCCUCCGCGCCCAAGGAAAACUCCCCCGCCUCCUGUUCCCGUGAGGCGAGAAUCAGUGGCUGGUGCCCCAGCAUCCCCCGAUCACGAUGUGCCUCGUCGAAACCCACCCGCCAACACGUCCGCCAGCCAUCUGGGACUGGAUCCCCUCAGCAACGCCAUAGUGGCCGGUUCCCUGGCCUCGUCGAGACUCACACCUCACGACACGGCAUCUUCUCUUCCUCCACCGAGUUUGCCCGCCCGCCAGAAGUCGCCUCGUCUGCUCUAUACUCUUCGGCAACCGCGAAGCCGUUCGGACGAGGACCCAGAACGGCUGAAAAUAGCACACCGCCACAAGUUGUCCAGCAACAAGCACCCGCACCACGAAGGCUCACGCAAGCGAUGGCGGGAUCAGAUCACGCAGAGGGAACGCAGACGAUACGAAGCCGUCUGGGCGUCUAAUCGCGGCCACCUGCUCGGCGACGACGGUCCGCCGCGCGGCGAAGCCGCCGGGCUGCACAGGACCGCAUCAGAGUGCGUGGCAAACGUGGUGGUCAGGGAGAUUUGGAAGCGGUCCAGGCUGCCCAACGACGAGCUCCUCGAGGUCUGGGAGCUGGUUGAUCGCGGAAACGCGGGGAUGCUGACGAGGCAGGAGUUCAUCGUGGGCAUGUGGUUGAUUGACCAGCGGCUCAAGGGGCGGAAGCUGCCCGUGAGGGCAUCCGACAGCGUGUGGGCGAGCGCCAACGGGGUGCGUCUUCUCCCCAAGCCCAGGGGCAGAUGA